Myxocyprinus asiaticus (Chinese sucker) is the source of this 1682-nucleotide messenger RNA. RefSeq names its product BAALC binder of MAP3K1 and KLF4 b (gene baalcb). Gene Ontology annotation, cellular component: cytoplasm. The record is from RefSeq and is a predicted model, not a curated record. Lineage: Eukaryota; Metazoa; Chordata; Actinopteri; Cypriniformes; Catostomidae. The transcript has 4 exons. Bases 813 to 1361 code for a protein of 182 amino acids.
AGAAAAGUAAGAUUAACAUAUAAUUAAUUAUCACAAAGUUGGCAUGUCCUGCACCACGGGCGGCCAUGUUGGUUUUAGGUCAGGCUGACUUAACAAGCACAGACAAUUUUAACCAAGUCAGAACCAAAACAGGCCCAACUAUGAUAAAUGAUGAAAAAUUGGGUGAGAAACUCUCUCAUACCCCCCAAUAAGAAACUGAAGAGUAUGGAUCUUGUGGUGCAGGUUGCCGGUUUUAGGGAUUGCUCAGGUUAACAAAGAAAGGUCUUUUUUUAUCAUGCAUCAAGUGCAUUUAGAAGGCAAUUAGUCGAGAUCCGAAAAGAAAAACGGAUCCGAAAAUAGUGCACAACGUAUUACGCACAUGGGUGUUUAGAUUGCUGCACCUGUCAUCAUCAUUCAAGAGAUAGAACGGGAUAGAAAAAAGACAGAGACAAUGAGAACGGAUGAUGAGGGAGUGUCGUCACUCAAUGUUUGGUUUUCUCGUCGCUGUACAGCUCCUCUGCGAAUCUUGGAAAUGAUGUCUUCAAAAAAGCAGGAUAAUGAAUCGGUCCCAGAUUCAAUCUCCAUGUUUAAAUGAUCUGACACUUGACCACUGGAAGCCUACAAAUCCUUAACAUGACUACGAAAUGAUUUUAAGAUAUGACCUGUUGAUACGAAAUAGUGAUAGCAUGUAUGGCUAGAAAGAAGAUGUAACAUGAUAUAAGAAAAACAUUUAGUCAACUGCUAGAAAACGGACGUUUUCUUUCGCCAAUUGGGAGGUGUCCUAAUGGACCUGGAAUCCAAGGCUGUGUAGAUUUGGGUUUGGCAUUGAAAUCAUGGGUUGUGGCGGCUCUAGGACAGAUGUGUUGGAGCCAAGAUACAUGGAGAGCUGGACCAAGGAGACAGAGUCCACUUGGCUGACCAGCACAGAUACUGACAUACCUCUGUCCUCCAUCCAGAGCAUUUCCUCAGAAAACUCUUCCGAGGUGGGCUUUCCAUCACAGAAAACUACCAACCCCGAUCUCUUUGAUGAUGGCCUGCCAUCUCCAGCUCAGGCAUAUCUGAAAGUGUGUUCUGCCAUGUCUGAGAUGGGCCUGAAUGACGUUACAUCUGGAACCACACCAGCAAUACUCUCAUCCCAAGAGCAGGUGUUGUCCACUUUUGGUACCACAGUGCAGAGGAGAAGUGUGUUGCGAACUGAAGAAAUAACCAAAUGGCAGGACAACAGGAUGUCCACCAAGCAGGUGACCAUCACUGUGACUCAAAGUAUCCGGCAGGUGGAUACUAAGAGUGGUAAGAUCAAGGAGACCUCCCAAACCACCUAUGAGGUCAUGAAACCAAUGGAGGCUCUGAUGGAUGCAGCGGUUGACUCAGUGCCACAAUAAGAUGGUUACACAAGAUCUCAUGAAAACUGUUUGUUUGCCAGAAAAAGAUUGUAUCUUGGAUUUCUUAAAAGCUUUGGUUAAGAUGUCACAGACCAAAGAAGUAAAAAUCAGGGAUGACCUGAAUGAAGUACAACAGUGCUGUGAUUAACGGUUUCAAGGGUCAAUGCAUUAUCUGCUUCAUCCGUAAAUUACAGGAGACAUUAGAUUGUUUAAAUAAUAUCUAUUUUUAUGUACCACUUUCAUCUAAAAUGUCUUUGUUGUAAUGUUGUUUGUUUCAUUUUUUAUUUGUAUUUUUCAUCUACAAAACAAAUCUUAGUAAAU